GCUUAGCGAUGAAGUAGUACUACUACCGUGACAUAUACCGUUGAGCGCUGGGGCCCGGGGUAUCACUCAUGCUUUUUCUGCCGGACUCUUGUGGACGUUUUCCGGUAGGGGCGACUACCUUCAAACUUCCCGUAUCCACGAAAGUGCUGGGCACUGCGAAGAUACGCAGUCACAGUGACGGCGGACCUUCCGUGAAACCUGCUUUACAACUCGAUGAAGUCGUAUUCACUGCCUAUUAUCCUGCGGACAUAAAGGGCAGAAAUAUUAAGAAAGGCCUGGACUGGCUUCUUCGUCCGCUGCAAGCAUCUCUACAUGGGUAUGCACAUUAUUCAGGGAUUUCCACCUGGUUUUUAUGGCCUAUCGUGUAUCUUUACGGUCGCCUGUUGAAAAUCCCAGUCUAUCCAAAUGCACCUCUUUUGAGGCAGUGCCACACUGCAUCUCCAGAGCAUACUCAGGCUAGAUCUGAAACUUGCCCUUCAAGUUGGCCACUUGUAAUAUUCUCACAUGGUCUGGGCGGUAGUCGAACAGCUUACAGUCAAGUGUGCACUCGUCUUGCAUCUUCGGGACGAGUGGUUCUAGCCAUCCAGCACCGUGAUGGCUCGGGUCACGCAUUCAUUUCAUCGACUACCGGACCUGGACUCUACGUCAAAGAAGAGGACCUGAUGUGGACUUCGAAUGAGGAAAAACCGAUGAUUAAUUUUCGACAGCAACAGCUGACUUUUAGGCGAUAUGAGAUACACCUUGCAUUCCGUAGUUUCAAACAAUUGAUUCAAGAUGGAUACAAAGGUUCCAGCCAUGGCUUACGGUCCACAGACAAGGAAUUUGUCGACUGGUCUUCGUGGUUAAGCGAAGUCGAUACCAAGGCAGUCGAAUGCGAAAAAGACGUCCUCCUUGCUGGACAUUCAUUCGGUGGUGCUACUGUUUUCACAAUCCUUUCUACAGAUCCUCCUGCUGGCGUCUCCGCACCCAUUCCUGUUCAUAAAGCCUUGAUCUUGGAUCCUUGGCUAGAACCGAUCCCUUCCCCUGGCCCACACCCACCUCAAGGACCAGGAAAUGUUUUGCCUCAGUUGCUUGUCAUUAACUCUGAAAGGUUCAGCCUAUGGAAGGAUCAUUUUGCGCGAUUGAUCGGCGUGGUGCAAGCUUGGGAGCCUGAGAAACGGAGAAUACUGACUAUCUUACGCUCACAGCAUGAAUCAUUCUCGGAUUUCUCUCUCCUUCCGCUUGUGUCUCGGAGACCUGCACGCAUAGUGAUGGACAGGAUUGUAGAAUUAUCAGAGGCAUUCAUAGAUGGUAACGUAGACAAGUUUAUAAACGAAAUUGCGACCAGGAAGAUGGAAAUCUGUAUAGUUGGGAAAAAGCCAGACGGUUCACCACAACGACAGCUUGUGGGUGAGGUCGGGGAGCUCAUAGCCCACUGAAUUAGAUACGUUACCUAGCUAGCGCCCACAGAUAAUCAAAUUGCAAAUUAACUAUUUACAAAAA
Messenger RNA from Suillus discolor, 1482 nucleotides. RefSeq names its product platelet-activating factor acetylhydrolase. Bases 69 to 1418 code for a protein of 449 amino acids. Lineage: Eukaryota; Fungi; Basidiomycota; Agaricomycetes; Boletales; Suillaceae. The transcript has 8 exons. Gene Ontology annotation, molecular function: 1-alkyl-2-acetylglycerophosphocholine esterase activity. The record is from RefSeq and is a predicted model, not a curated record.